This is a messenger RNA of Myxocyprinus asiaticus (Chinese sucker), 357 nucleotides long. RefSeq names its product somatostatin-2-like. The transcript has 2 exons. Gene Ontology annotation, cellular component: extracellular region. Gene Ontology annotation, biological process: regulation of cell migration. The record is from RefSeq and is a predicted model, not a curated record. Gene Ontology annotation, molecular function: hormone activity. Lineage: Eukaryota; Metazoa; Chordata; Actinopteri; Cypriniformes; Catostomidae. The coding region runs from base 1 to 357 and encodes 118 amino acids.
AUGGGAGUUGGAUGGGAUAAUUGUGUAGUGGUAGAGAGAAGUAUGUUCAUCAUGCGGGUGCUGCUGAGCCUGUUUCCUCUGCUCCUCAUUGUGUGGAACAGUGAUAGCACUGAGGCUUUACCUGUACGGGACAAGCUAUCACACACCAAUGAGAUAUUGACCAAAGACCAGAAGGACUUGUUGAAGAUGAUGAUGACAGAUAUGGAAGAGUUGAAUCUCACUAGUAAAGAACUAGCAGAUCUUGACCCUGAUCUGCUGAAUGGCAAACUGGGAGAGAGGUCUGUUUUUGGACAGCCUGUCCCUAAAGACAAAUCUCCUUGCAAACUCUUCUUCUGGAAGACCUUCUCCUCAAGUUAA